Sphaeramia orbicularis (orbiculate cardinalfish) is the source of this 3330-nucleotide messenger RNA. RefSeq names its product protein shisa-5-like. Bases 69 to 818 code for a protein of 249 amino acids. Lineage: Eukaryota; Metazoa; Chordata; Actinopteri; Kurtiformes; Apogonidae. The transcript is spliced from 5 exons. The record is from RefSeq and is a predicted model, not a curated record.
GCAGCAGCAGGAGGAGGAGCAGCACAGUGUGCAUUAGUUAGCUCCCUGCUUUCACAGUGGAAGAAGCCAUGGCGUCUGCCCUGUGCACUGUUGUCGUGUGUGCUGUGUUUGUGUUCCUAGCCCCGGGUGUAUCUGCAGGGGGCAAGUGUGAGGCCUACACCGAUUUGACCAACACCUACCACCCAUCUCAGCGAUGCUACCUUGGAUUUUGCUGUGGUUCUUGCUUUAAUAGAUACUGUUGUCAGGACAGUUUCUUUCGCCUCAGUGAGGAUAAACAGGAAGAGUGUGAUGAAAGAUACACAUAUUCAUCCACGGUGCCCUUGGUGUUUGGUAUAACUGGCUUCAUUGUCUUUAUACUCAUCGUCAUCUGCUGCUGUGUGUGUCCCUGCUGCUGUUUGUACAAGAUGUGUCGCAAACCACAACCUGUGAUAGCUACCACCACCCACACCACAGUGGUCACCAGCACUCCUCAACACUACCCCCAGCAGCCAACUGCAGUGCCUCAGUCCUACCAGGGGGCGCAGUACCCAGCCUACCAGCCUGUACCUGUCCAGCCUGGUUACGGAGCCCAGCCUAUGCCCACGAUGCCCUACCAGGGACAGCCGUACAAACCAGGACCACCACCAACAUACCAAGAAGCCACUGGUCCUGCCUACCCUGUCAGCCCGAUGCAUUACAGCCAAGCCGCAUUCACCCCUGGGCAGCCGUCGUACCCUCUACAGCCUCCUGUCCAGCCGCAGCCUGUUGCUCCACCCCCACAGCCAGACUACUUAGCCCAGCCAGCAUACAAUCCCGAUUAUGUAGCACCUCCACCCUAGAUGGGAUAAAGGACCAGACCCCUGGUUUUCAGCCACUUUAGUCAUGCUACAACAUUUUGGAACUUGGCAAAGCUGGAAAUGUGUAAUCUGAAUUGAGAGGAGGUUCGUUCUUAAGCAUCUUAAUUCACAUAUUUUCUUGGUUAAUAUGUGAAUGCUAUGACACAUUUGUUGCAGAUGUCCUGUCAAAAAAGCUGCCAAGUGAAAAUGUUGAUGCUUCUUGGUUCAUGUUGCAUGGACUGAUAAAUCUUCUUUGUGUAUUGCUAUAUCUCAGUCAUCUUAGUCAUAAAACCACUGAGUGUGAUUUUAAAGAGUAGGUCAAAUGCUCUGUCUUUCUUUUAACCUCCAUUUCCCUUUUUGCUGCUAUCUAUACUGUGUGUACAGGCUAAACUUGUUUGUUCUACUUCUUCACCGUCUACCUUUAAUACAAAAUACUCAGUGGUCAAACUUUGGCAAAGUGCUGGUGACUGGUGCCAUAAUCUUAUUUUACACAGUACUUUUUAUUUCUUAGACUCUAGAGGGUUUAUAAUUCUUUUAUAUGUAUAAUACUUGGGAACAAAAAGUCCAAAAUGUUGUCUCCCUUUGCCCCUAUGAGGAUAACGAACUGAGUGGAGACAAAAAGCCUUUCUUUUUUAAACUCCCAAACUUAGGGAUGCACUGAUCUGUUGGCUGGUAUAUGCCUUUUUGACUACCAUUGGCCUAUAAAUCAAUAAAUGAUAAAUGAGUCAAUAAUGUAACACGGCGGUUACCAAUGGAAGUGGCCGAUGACCAUAUGCUCUUACAAAAGACUUCCUGUGUGAUAAUGUAGCAUCUUGACUGCAGCCACGCUCUCUAUUCAUUCAUUUCCAUUGCUGUUGUACUAAUUUGGGUUUAGUAUGUUGCAGAUUGUCUUGUCUUGAAUUUCAAGUGGACCAUGUUGUGUCCUGAACUAUGUGUCUAUGUAAGUGUACUGACUAAAUUAUUAGUUAAUUUAAGUCUAGCUCAGUGAUGCAAACUAGAAUUUAGCUUGCUAGCAGUUAGCAACAGAACACCAUAAAAACAUAGUAAACAAAUAUAACCCUAACCCCCUGAAAAACAUCAGAAUCAGCUUGGGCUAAACUGGUAUUUUAGCCAUCGGUAUCAGGCCAGAAUUUCAGGAUCUGCACGUCCCUUCCCCAAACCCCUCUGUGAAAAGGGAAUGUUUGUUCUACGCUACACAGCUUUUUAUAUCAAUACAGCAAACACUUUGCAUACACUUCCGUAUGUUCAGGCAGAAGGGAGAUUUUUUUUUUUUUUUUUUUUUUUGCUCAGGUUGUGUGUUUUUAAUUAGUUUAGAUCUGUAUGUUUUUCUAAGCUGAAAUGCAUCGGCAGCUUUGAAUGAUGAAACCAAACGAGAUUUAUUUCUUUACAGUUUAACAUUUGCCUUGUUGAAUCCAAAAAAGGUAUAUCCAGUAUACAAAAUGCAAGAGCACCUGUGCCUUCUCUGUCAUUUUACAAAAAAAUUCAUGUAUAUCAUUCAAAAGUAAAUUUCAUCUGUUUAAUUAUUAAAACAUUACUUAAACCAGCAACAACUAGUCUGUCUAGAUAAGAUAAACAGCGUUGCCUUUUAGCUUUAAUUCCGUAUUUAUAUCAAACUGUUAGUGUUCUGUUCUUUUUGUUUAGGUCAUUUUUUUCUUUUUCAGUAUUGUAUCAUUUGCCUUGUCAAAUGUUAAUGUUCCUAUGUAUAAAUUGGUGUCCUUAUUAGGCUGUUCCAACAGACAAUUUGAAUAGGUUUCAUUUAGUGACUUUUCUUCUCAAACUUCACAAGAACUCCUCCUUUCCUCUGCUCUGUCACAUGUUUUGCUUCAGCCUUGCCAUGACAUCUGUUUUUUAGCUGAAAUUACUUGAAAAUAGUUUCACUCAAGUGACUUCUUUUGACCCUGCUCAAAGACAGAACUCAUGACAUUCAUAUUUUGAGCCACAUUGGUUGAAAUCUGUCACUUUUAUUUCUUUUCAAUAGCAGUGGUCCGUGAAUUUAAUAACAUACUUAUCAAUAUUUACUGUCGCUGAGGUUAAUGGGUACAAGUUUCAGAAUAACAUUCCAUCCUGUGACUUAUUACCCAUUCAAGUAUGAGAUCACUGCUAAUAAAAAAUAAAAUGAUCUUUUUUUUGGGUCCAAGUAGGUGUGUGAUCCUUUCAUAUUUUACAUUUGCGACUGUUUAUGAGGAAUGUACAUGCAUGUGUUCCAAUCUGUGUAGUGACAUUGUUGUAGACCUGCAUUUUCUGUGAAUCCUGUCUUCAUAAAGGCAUCGUGCCUGCGAUACCAAUCUUGGCCAGUGUUCAAGGCGUUUGUGUCCAUUUUGUGUGUAUGGAUGACAUCAGUUUAUGUUUUUCUGUGUAAAAGUUAAAAAGCAUUUUGUUCUUGUUCCAUCUGUGCUUCAUGUUCAAGAACUGUCACUGUUGCUACUCUGAGACUAUCUGUACAUUGCUUUUAUUCUGUUGAAAUCACAUCUUUCAUUCAGCUGAUGUCAAUAAAAAGUAUAUUUUCUGUUUUUGA